Aureococcus anophagefferens is the source of this 615-nucleotide messenger RNA. RefSeq lists its product as hypothetical. The annotation marks the transcript as partial. Lineage: Eukaryota; Pelagophyceae; Pelagomonadales; Pelagomonadaceae. The transcript has 2 exons. The record is from RefSeq and is a predicted model, not a curated record.
AUGCCCCGUGAUAAGAUUAAGGCUGUAGAUGUUGCAUUCUUCUCUUUCCCUUGCAUAAAUGAGACUGUAUUGCGUCAUGGCACUGAUGCUCAAUAUGACGACACCAAAUCAGGGAUGCUCUUUCGAGAAAGUCAUUUACAGGUGGCCGACGCGUUAAAUUAUCCAAAGAUUAUUUGCUCAGAGCUAGUCAGUCCACACCCUGAAAACUUCAAUCAUCAUCUUCAAGUAGAGGAUAUGAUGACUGAUCCAAAACGUCAAGAUUGCAACUCAUAUAGCCAAACCGAUUGCAGUGCAGUAGUUAAUGCUGCAUUCUUCUCGGGCUGCGUAUCACAACCACGGUGGAUUAGGGUAUUCAGGCUGAAGAUGCCAGUUCGCCACUGCAUUUUCACUUUAGCGACAAUGCCUAUGCAGUGGCAUUGUUCAGAAAUAUUCCCAGUAAACGUUACAAGAUAUCCUUAUCGCUGCAAGAAGCAAAGGUUAAUCUUGAAACUGUGGGAGGACAAUUCUUAUUUCACCUGGGCUACAAUGCAUGCAAGAAAAUUGGAUGCUCUAGCGCAGAUUUUGAGGUGUUUUUCAGUCUCGACCUGCAUGAACACCUCAGGCUAUCGCAUCGAA